Molecule: messenger RNA, 2888 nt
Organism: Hydra vulgaris (swiftwater hydra)
Lineage: Eukaryota; Metazoa; Cnidaria; Hydrozoa; Anthoathecata; Hydridae
Product: BICD family-like cargo adapter 1
Source: RefSeq, a predicted model, not a curated record
ACUGUUGUAUAGUAUAUUCUGAAAUUUAAUUAAACCCUUUAACAACAUCUUUAAAAAUUUUUGGAUGCAGUGAAAUAAAACAAUUAACUAGAAUGCAGUAAAGCUAUUAAUUUUAAAAAUUUAACCGCUAUUUGCUGUUAUACAAUUUUUUAAGAAAUAUUGUCAACGGUUUAAAGUUUAAAGCAUCACAAUGCAUGCAAGAUUGAUAGGUGGUGUAUGUAUUAAAGUAUUGGUGGCAGCACAAAAAGAUGGUACAUAAAAUGUUAACAGAUUAUGAUUUGAUCGUUGGAAAUGCAAAUCUGUCUUCAAUCUGUUAAAAAGUCGUUAUCUUUUUAAUGAGUCUAGAAAAAGGGUUUAAAAAGAAUAAAAUGAAAUUUAAUUGCCAAUUUACGCUUAGAGUCGUAACAUUUUUUUCUCCCACGCAAUUUUAUCACUUGAAUUCAAGAAAGCAAGAAAAAAAUUCAAUCGAAGAUUAAGUUUUUGAAAAGAAUUGACCAAAGUUAAAGUUAGAGUACAACAUUAUCUUUUAAAUGUAUUACUGAGCAAAUUACGAAAACUGUCAUGAUAACUGAUGAAGAGGAAACUGAUAAUAUUAGUUUGAAAUCUUCUGAUAAAGAUAAUCAAAACACGUGUAUUGAAAGAGACGUUUACCAACAAAUUGCUGAAAAGGAUCAUUAUUUACUUUUGGCUGCAGAGGCUGGGAAAGUGCUGCUAGAAAAAAAUAAGCAAAUUACUAAUUAUUAUCAAAGGUUACAGAAAGAAUAUUUACAUAAAAUUGAGGAACUUGAACAAGAAAAACAUCAUCUCAAAAAAGAACUUACAGAUCGUGAUCUCAAUUACGAAUCUCGAAUGCAGGAACUACAAAAUGAGUUUAAUAAUCUCAGCGGACAACUUCAUAAGGUACAAAAAUCUUCUUUAAUGUUUGAACGCUCAAAUCAAUCUUCUUUUGAAGACCUUGCUGUACAAAAUUCAUCAUUAAUCAGCGAAUUGGAAGAGAUGAAGUCUUAUAACAAGGAGCUAUCUAACCAAGUUAAAGCUUUAUCAAAGAGACUUGAUGAACCUAAAGAUCAAUUUCUAUCAAAACUACAAUUAAAAAUGAAUUCAGAACCAGUAACUAGUAUUAGUGUUGAUUCCUUACUCGAAAGACUUGAUUGCAAUGAGACUAAAAAAUUAAAAGAGCAGGUCCAAAGUUUACUUGAAGAAAAGAAUUACCUCGAAUCUAGUUUAUUAGAAAGCAUUCGCGAAAAAGAUGCUUUGACUGUUAAACAUGAGACUUUAUUGAUAAAGUUAGCAGGGCUUGAGAGGGAAAUACAUUUUUUAAAACUCCAGGUUGAAGUAUAUCAAGACAAUAUGUCAAAAGUUCAAAAAAAAAAUGAGAAAUUAAAAGAUCGUUUACAACUAUGUAACUCUUUUCACCAGUUACCUGCACCAAGUCAAGGAGUGUCUUUAUUUGAAGAAAUGUCAUUUGAUACAGAUUUCCAUAAAACAAGCAGCCCAAAAAAGAACAGAGAAAAUGAGAUAGAAAAUGUGCAAUCUGAAUACAAGAAGAUUUAUCAGAAACUGACAAAACUAAAAAACAAACUCUUAUUUGGGUCAUUAAAAAAACAUCCUUAUGAAAAUAUUGAUGUUGUCAAUAGUGAUACUAUAAUAAAAAUAAUUGAUAUGAUAGAUAUUUUAAUACAAAAUAGUGUUAUGUUGGAAGGCUCACAAAUUAAUGAAGAUUAUGAUCAUACGUCACAAAAUGAAUCUCAUGUAUCAGAUAGAGAUAUUGAAGCUUUAGAGCAACAGGUAAAUGAUUUGAAUCAUCGUUUGAACAUAGCAACAAACAACUGUGAACUUGCUAAGAAAGAUCUUUCUAUAGCUCAAGCUAGUGCUUUAUUACAAGAAGAAGUAUUGCAAUCACUUCAGAUUAAGGUAAAUUCACAUGAACGAGAAAUUGAAUCACUUAGAAAAGAACGCGAAAUUAUUCUGGCAGAUAUCAGUAUUGAUGAGAAAUUAAAGGCUGUUAUACAAGAUAGAGAUGAAGCUUUUUCUAAGGUGAAUUUUGUAUCAGGGAAAUUAGAAGAAUCAUAUUGUGACAUACGAAAGUUAAACUCUCAACUUUUAAUGGUUGUAGAACAAAAGUUUGCUUUAUCUGAGCAAUUGGAAGAAUGGCAGUUUGAUAUGGCAUCUUUAAUUGAUCAGCAGCUUACUACAAAAAUAAAAGACGAGCAAUGGAAGUCAAGGAAGCGCAGUGGUAGUAUCACGCCGGCUAGAUUACUUGCUUCAAAAAUUUUUUCUAGUAGAAAUAAUAGCAAGAACCCGUCUCCAAAUAGAGUGAGCUCGCCUGUUUCAUCAAAAACUAAGUAAGCUUAUAUCUUGCCGGAUUUAGCACAGUAUCUACAAAUUUUAACAAAAAUAAUAUUGAAUAAAGAGAAAUUAAUAUUAAUUAUUAAUAUUAAUGAUAUUUUAGAAUAUUAUCAAGGAUUUUUUUAUGUGUAUAGAUUUUUGUAUUAAGUUAUUUGUAUAGAAUUUUAAUGUGACUAAUUUAUAGUGAUUGAUGUAAAUAUCUGAAACUUUUUUCUAAAUUAGUUUUAUUUAUCUUCAACUUGUAUAUAACGCAAAUUUUUGUUAUUAGGAAGUUCGAAAUUUUUUGUUUUAUUUCUUAAUUGGAAGCUUUUUUUUUUUUCUUUUUUCUUUGUUGACAUAGCCCCCGAAAUAGCUUAAUUACGACCACUAGCAAAGAUAGCUCACGUGUUUGCCAUUAGGGUUUUUUUUUAUUGUUCCCCCUUUUUUUAAUUUUUUUAUUUAUCCUUUUUUUUUUGUUUUGUUUUUUUUGUUUAGAAUUAAUUUCUAAGUCUAAAUCUAUUGUUAAAGGAUCAAAGUUUCAUAUACAUAAAUAUUUUUUA